Exophiala xenobiotica is the source of this 2026-nucleotide messenger RNA. RefSeq lists its product as hypothetical. Gene Ontology annotation, biological process: regulation of transcription by RNA polymerase II. Gene Ontology annotation, molecular function: DNA-binding transcription factor activity, RNA polymerase II-specific; RNA polymerase II cis-regulatory region sequence-specific DNA binding. The transcript has 3 exons. The coding region runs from base 717 to 1634 and encodes 305 amino acids. The record is from RefSeq and is a predicted model, not a curated record. NCBI's taxonomy places the organism in Eukaryota, Fungi, Ascomycota, Eurotiomycetes, Chaetothyriales, Herpotrichiellaceae.
CGCCUCUGUACGCCAUUAUGUGAAGCACACAGUCCACACCUGUCCUGCAUCGUGAACUUGCCUCGUCCUCCCCUCACAUCAGACAGAUCCGACACCCCUGCUUCGAGGCCCGUGGCUCAGGGUGUCCAGCUUCCUGGUCCUGACCUGACCCGAUCCUCCUGCUCAUGUCCUCUCAGUUUCACCAGAAAACCCUGCCUGUUGCACAUUAUUGUCACUACUCGCCUGUCCUCAGAAAGCCGACGCAGAAACGAUUUGGCAACUCCACCACGGCGCCACUCAAUCGCCGCACACCAACCUAAAACCUCCACAGACGAGACCUCUAUAUCUGACGUGACAAGUCCAUCUUGGAUGCCAACUCGAGUCCAUUCUCUCAUGUUCGCCCCAUAGAUCACCUCUUUUCCGAUACCAUCGCCAGCCAGCAGUGUCAAAGUCUAAUCGGCCCAGCCUUGCUCGAAAGCCAUAACUGUCAGCGGCCCGGCAUCGAUCUGGGAGCGUAUCACUUCUUCUGAACCAUCGCUCAAAAAAACCCCCACCCGAGUCUUCGCAAGUCGUUCUUUCCCAUCAACAGCAGCAAUUGCCGCCAUUUCGGGAGGUAAUUUUGGCCAGUCCACUCUCGCAGACGGUUCUGAUCAAGGCAGAUUCUGGGCACACCUCUCAAUACCACGACCACCGAGUUGCCGUUGGGCGACUCGCUAUCCCACAGUCAAUGCGACAUUAUGACUAGGAAGACUUUUCAUGAGCCAUCAUUGCCACCAAAGUCAGAGCCCCAAUCGCCUGAUCCCUCGCAGACUGGGAAUAGCACCGAAGGUUUCGAUACCAUGUCUGCGCGCAGCGUCGAUUCAGCCUACCCACUUGGCUGCCAUGAGCGUCGCACUUCUUCCUGGGCGCCAGCGUCGCAGUAUCCUGAGCUGGUCAGUCCUUACAGCACACAACAACGAAUGUCCUACCAGCCACAGCCGCCCUACGGACCCCCGAGGGACAAUCCCAGCCUGCCACCCAUUCGAGACAUCGACCGCAUGAACACAUUUGAUUCGCCUUAUUCGCCAACCUCAAACACAUACCAUCCAUCUUUUGCCAAUCCAGCAGGACCUCACGGCGGACAAGACAACUACUCAUAUGGGUCGGACAGACCCUCUUAUUAUGACUCGACACAUCGAUAUAGUCAGGGCUAUCCCCCGGCCAACAGGCAAAAUCCGCACCUAGACUAUGGAAGAUACGCACCUUCUCCGUACGACUACCGUGCUGGAGUGGCAUACCCAUCCCCAUACGGAUCGGCGGACUAUGCAUCGUCACCCACAGGACUCCAUCAUCCGACCUCGCCCACUGUGGCAAUGGACACGAAUGCCCAAAACAGGAAACGGAGAGGUAACCUGCCCAGGCACAUUACUGAUAUAUUACGUGCCUGGUUUCAUGAACACCUCGAACACCCAUAUCCUACAGAGGAUGAAAAGCAAAUAUUAGUGGCUCGGACAAAUCUCACAAUUGCUCAGAUCAGCAAUUGGUUUAUUAACGCCAGAAGGCGACAGUUACCCGCUCUGCGACAUGCGAGAGAAAGGGAGCAGAAUGCUGCAGCUGCAGCAUAUGAACAGGACCAACUACGCCGACAGCAUCAAUCUGAUUCGGCGAUCAGAUGAAACGAGUCUAGGUAAUUUGUGACUUUGGUACCUUAUGGCUUGCAUCGUGGAGUUUCUGGCGGAUAUGGCAUGUAAUUUCGCUGCAUUCCGGGCGUCACAACGUAUCUUUGGCGAUACCCACCUCAACUUCGUCAAACUUGACGAUACUUUUUUUCGGCGGCAAACAGGACACAGUACACAGGGAGCAUGAACAAGACUAUGAACGCCAGACAUAGCAAGAAUAAAACGUAAUUGGCCAAAGCGGUUUGCGGGCUUGGAGAUAUAAUGGAAAUCAGCGUUCUGCAUUGAUUAAUGGAGGACUAUCGAAAAGAAGAUUCAGCGAGUCGUAUAGUGGUUUGGUGGCAUUCGGAUGGCCACAUUCAAUCCAUGUCGGUUGAUCAGCCUAAAAAGAC